Messenger RNA from Pongo pygmaeus (Bornean orangutan), 4860 nucleotides. It is a transcript of the gene TTYH3, whose product is annotated as tweety family member 3. The coding region runs from base 227 to 1798 and encodes 523 amino acids. The transcript has 14 exons. Gene Ontology annotation, cellular component: plasma membrane. The record is from RefSeq and is a predicted model, not a curated record. NCBI's taxonomy places the organism in Eukaryota, Metazoa, Chordata, Mammalia, Primates, Hominidae. Gene Ontology annotation, molecular function: intracellularly calcium-gated chloride channel activity; volume-sensitive chloride channel activity.
GGCGGCGGCGGCGGCGAACAAAGAGGCGGCGGGCGCGGGCGGCCGAGCGGAGCCGAGCGCAGCCGAGCCGGGCCGAGCCGGGCCGAGCCGGGCCGGGCCGGGCCCAGGAGCGCGCGGAUGAUGCGGGCGGCCAGGCGGGGGUCGACGGGUCCCUGAAGCCCGCGCCCCGGGCCAGCAAGGGAGCCCCGCGCAGGCCGCGCGCAUCGGGAGGCGGCCGGGCCCUGCCAUGGCCGGGGUCAGCUACGCGGCGCCCUGGUGGGUGAGCCUCCUGCACCGGCUGCCCCACUUCGACCUGAGCUGGGAGGCCACUAGCAGCCAGUUCCGGCCCGAGGACGCCGACUACCAGCAGGCGCUGCUGCUGCUGGGGGCCGCCGCCCUGGCCUGCCUCGCCCUGGACCUCCUCUUCCUGCUCUUCUACUCCUUCUGGCUGUGCUGCCGGCGGCGCAAGAGCGAGGAGCACCUGGACGCCGACUGCUGCUGCACGGCCUGGUGUGUCAUCAUCGCCACGCUGGUGUGCAGCGCCGGCAUCGCAGUGGGAUUCUACGGCAACGGGGAGACCAGUGAUGGCAUCCAUAGGGCCACCUACUCGCUCCGCCACGCCAACCGCACGGUGGCCGGGGUCCAGGACCGCGUGUGGGACACGGCGGUGGGGCUGAACCACACGGCGGAGCCCAGCCUGCAGACCCUGGAGCGGCAGCUGGCCGGGCGGCCCGAGCCCCUGCGAGCCGUACAGAGGCUGCAGGGCUUGCUGGAGACGCUGCUGGGCUACACGGCCGCCAUUCCCUUUUGGAGGAACACGGCGGUGUCGCUGGAGGUGCUGGCGGAGCAGGUGGAUCUCUACGACUGGUACAGGUGGCUGGGCUACCUGGGCCUGCUGCUGCUGGACGUCAUCAUCUGCCUCCUGGUGCUGGUUGGCCUCAUCCGCAGCUCCAAGGGCAUCCUGGUGGGGGUCUGCCUGCUGGGAGUCCUGGCCCUGGUCAUCAGCUGGGGCGCGCUGGGCUUGGAGCUGGCUGUGUCCGUGGGCUCCAGCGACUUCUGUGUGGACCCUGACACCUACGUGACCAAAAUGGUGGAGGAGUACUCGGUGCUGAGUGGGGACAUCCUGCAGUACUACCUGGCCUGCUCACCCCGCGCCGCCAACCCCUUCCAGCAGAAGCUGUCGGGCAGCCACAAGGCGCUGGUGGAGAUGCAGGAUGUCGUGGCUGAGCUUCUGAGGACCAUCCCCUGGGAGCAGCCGGCCACUAAGGACCCCCUCCUCCGCGUCCAGGAGGUGCUGAAUGGCACGGAGGUGAACCUGCAGCACCUCACCGCCCUGGUGGACUGCCGCAGCCUGCAUCUGGACUACGUGCAAGCACUGACCGGCUUCUGCUAUGAUGGCGUGGAGGGCCUCAUCUACCUGGCCCUCUUCUCCUUCGUCACAGCCCUCAUGUUCAGCUCCAUCGUCUGCAGCGUCCCGCACACCUGGCAGCAGAAGAGAGGCCCUGAUGAGGACGGGGAGGAAGAGGCCGCUCCAGGGCCGCGGCAGGCACACGACAGCCUCUACCGCGUCCACAUGCCCAGCCUGUACAGCUGUGGCAGCAGCUACGGCAGUGAGACCAGCAUCCCGGCCGCGGCCCACACCGUCAGCAACGCCCCGGUCACUGAGUACAUGAGCCAGAACGCUAAUUUCCAGAACCCCCGCUGUGAGAACACCCCACUCAUUGGGCGCGAGUCCCCGCCGCCCUCAUACACCUCCAGCAUGAGAGCCAAAUACCUCGCCACGAGCCAACCUCGCCCUGACUCCAGCGGCAGCCACUAGACCACGCGCGGCAGCCACCCACCCCACGUGCCAACUUCCCCUCCCUGUGCCAGCACUGCCGCUUCCACCUGGGCCACCCGCCGGACCCUCGCACGCCGUGCCAGGCCUGCCCCAGACGCGUCUGCAGGCCGCUUGCCCUCCUCUCCCCUCCCCGCAGGGGCACAGUGGAGACGCAGGGGCUCUGGGCCUGUACCGCCAACUCGGGUCACACCUGAACGCUGCCGCCAGCCGAUGCCCCAGCCCUGCACGCCACCCACUAUCCCGGCACGCUCCCUCUGCAGAUGGCCGCUGCACCUACAAGCCCUGGCCGCACCCAACCUGUGCUGUCACCGCCCGGCCCUUCCCUCCACAGCUCUCCUUCCUGCCGCCUGGUACUUCUGUGGACCCCUUCUUAGUUCACAGGCACGGCUGGGACCGCUCUGUGCUGGCGCCUGCUGGCCACUGAGGGACAGGGGCACGUGCCACCUGCUCAUCUCUGCCCUGAGGUCACCUCGUGGUCCCUCCACGUGCCCGUCUCUCUGCAGUGCCCUCCUCGCCCGUGCAGCCUGCCCACCCACAGGCUCACCCCUCCUGCCAGCUGCCAGAGGCUCCCUCCAGCAGGGCCUCUCUCCGUCGCCCCAGCUUCACUCCCUCCCUCAGCACCCGCCCUGCUGGAGGCCCAGCCCUCCAUGGACAGCAGGGGCCACGUGGAGCCCGGGCCACUCACCCGCCACCCAGUGCUGGCCGCCUUCUUGGUGCCAAACCCCCUUCUCCCACCCAGAGACUGGGCAGCUGUGUCUGGUUCGUUCUUUGCACUAACCACAUUUGUCAUCUCUAGGGCAGGCUGGGGCUGCGGGCUGAGGGGGACUGCUUGCACCCCCUUCCCUCCCUUCUUGGUUCCAUUUCCAUCCGUGACAGGUACAGCGUCCCAGGAGCCCAGCCUGAGGGGCUGGACCCGAGCCGGCUGUGAACAUCCCUCAGCCCCUGCUGUCCCCCCUUGGGACUAACCACUAACCUCACCCCCAAACUCCACGAGUGCCCCUGGCUGCCCCAGAGCCGGCAGUGUGAGCCCAAGUCCGGGCUGGAGCCAAGGCCGGAGCAGCUGGCUGGGAGUCAAGGCUGCAGUAGCGUUUCUUCAUGGGGUGCUCCAGGGGGUGCCACAGACCGACAGGAAGCCCAAGGGCCUGGACACCCCUCCCCAGGCAGGUGCUGCCCCAGGAGGACUGUCCUCGGGAAUGAACCUCCCAUGGGCUUUGGACUGAGGUCCCUGUGGCCUCGGUCUCCUCCCCAUGAAGUGGGAGCAAGGCUCCCCUAUGGUGCUUUUGGCUUUAGUGUACGAUGUUUGCUGUGCUUCCCGCCGUGGAGGGCAGAGCCACCCCACAUCAGGAUCAGACGUGCUGCCCCUGCCGGCCCUGGCCCCGGCCCAGCCAGCCCAGCCCUCGAGGCUCGAUGCCUGUGCCAAGGCCAGGGGCAGCCAGAGGGCAGCUGGACGGCCACGUGCAGGGGUCAAGGCCGGGCCCCACAGGGGGGCGGGCCGCCAGCUCCAGCAGUUUACAGACGCGUGGCUCUUCCUCCCAGAGCAGCCGGCAGCUACCUGGACCGGAAAUGUCCUCAUCUCCUCCCUGGGGUCAGGCUCUGCCCUUCCCUUCCUCUGUGGACCCCUCCUUUCUUUGUGCUGGUGUCUGGGACCAAAAAGGGGGAUACGGGAGGGCAGAGUGGAGAGGGGAGUCCAUGGGCCUGGGGCCCCACGCCGGGGCGUUUGAGCGCCCCAGGCAUGACCAAACCUCAGUGGAGGGGCCUCUGCUUCAGGCCCCGCCUGGCUGACAUUCUGAGCCCCCUCGGAGGCCCCGCCACAGCCAACCUGCCCAGUCUUUCCUCUGGGCUUGACCCGCCAGGGAGCUCUCCAGGCCUAGGGCCGGGAGAGAGGCCUUGGCACCCUGGCGUGGGUGCCUGCCAAGCGCCCUGCGACCGCUCAGAAGCACAAAUGCUGUCCAUGGCCGCGAGGCUGCCUGCCAGGUGAAUGGACAUAGCGCGAGAGGCGGUGAGGCCGGGGCUUCCAGCCUCGUGCUGUCUCGGGACUCCUGACCGUGGUGUGCGUGUGUGCCCGUCUGUGACUUUCUACUCACCGAGGUUGAAGAAAGGAAACGGGGAAAAUCAAAAGGGUUUCAAACCCCACCUCAGUAGGUGGAGGGGAGCGCCUGCCGUUGGUUGUAUUUUUGUUCUGAGUUUCCGGUGCCGUGUUCCUAACUACUCCAUCCCAUGACCUCGCCACACCUACUGGGGACAUCUGGCUGGCACCUGCUGCCGUGGCCAGCCCCCACUCUCACCCUGCACAGGGGGUCUCACAGCCCCCAGGCCCACAGCCUCGUUGGGAGGACAGGGUGGCCCUGGGGACAAGAGGGAGGAGCCUAGGGGCUUACCUCACUGAGAGGGCUCCCCAGCAGGCAUCCACUACUCCAGGGGCCCCUACAUGUCAUGGCAAGGUUGGUAGUGAACGGGCCUGGUUGGGAGCAGCCCCUGGCUUGUCCACCCACCCAUCUCACUAUGCAAUUCGAGUUCCAAGCACCAUUUGCUCCUGUCCUGGGGCCAGCUCUGCCCCAGCCCUGAGAUGGGUGGUGAGGCAGCCCCCUGGACCCCAGAACCCCAGUCAAGGGGGCAGGUGGGGGACCAGGGCCUCUCCUGUGGGAUCUUUGUUUUGUGUUUAACCAUAAUGGUUGUGUACUGAACCACUUCAUAUUUGUUAUAUAUAAUAUAUAUAUAAUCUCCUUAAGACUCAGCCUCCUGGUUUACCCCCCCCCCCGGCCCGGGCAUCUGACCUCCCCCACCCCAGUGUGAUUUAACAUCCAGGAACUGAGGCCUGAACCAUUUUGCAUUUCCCCCUCCUCCAGCCUCCGUAGGGCCAUGGCUGUAUGUACUGUCGCUGUGUUUUUUUGUUUUUUUAGAACUGGGUUUGGGGGCUGAUUUUUAUUUCUUUGGGGGCUUUAUUUUUCUUGGCAAAUACUAAAAAUCUCGUCAGUGUAAUUUCUGUGGUUUCUAUUCAGCUUGGGUUUCAUGUUUUAAAAUAAAGAAAUUUUAAAAAACAA